Molecule: messenger RNA, 3626 nt
Organism: Labeo rohita (rohu)
Lineage: Eukaryota; Metazoa; Chordata; Actinopteri; Cypriniformes; Cyprinidae
Gene: barx2
Product: BARX homeobox 2
Exons: 4
Coding region: 226-1065 (279 amino acids)
Biological process (GO): regulation of DNA-templated transcription
Molecular function (GO): DNA binding; DNA-binding transcription factor activity, RNA polymerase II-specific
Source: RefSeq, a predicted model, not a curated record
UUAUAUAGCGGUGACUCAGAGCGCAGCGCGCACUCGCUACAUGAAUGAGCGCGCGGAAGACACUGAACACACUAUCAGCGCAGCACAGCUGCAAGAGGACGCCAGAUCUGAUCAAAUGAGAUGUCGUUUUAGAUCAGUAACAUACGUGACAAGUUUUACACACUUUUAAGAAGGCGAUUAUCAGAUCUUUUGUGCUGAACGUCACACGGCGCGUAUCUGGACACUAUGCAUUGUCAAGCAGAGCUGAGACUCGCGAGCAGCGCGCAGCUGAAAGCCGCCAGAAGACGAUACAAGACUUUCAUGAUCGACGAGAUCCUCUCCAAAGAAACUUGUGAUUACUUCGAGAAACUUUCUCUUUACUCGGUUUGUCCCUCGUUAAUCGUCAGACCCAAACCUCUGCAUUCAUGCUCGGGCCCUACUCCUCUGAGAUCGUACCCUCUCCUGUCUGUGAUCACACACCAGCCACCCAGCAGCCUCCCGCAGAUCUCUCAGGCGUCUCCUCACCUGCCCCUUCUGUCACCCCAGCACCCACUGAGCUCAGAGCCCUCGGCCAGCGAGACACCCGUCAGCAUUAGCAGCGAAUCAGACACUGAGCACAGCACUCCGCGGCUGAAGAAACCCCGCCGCAGCCGGACCAUCUUCACAGAGCUGCAGCUCCUGGGCCUGGAGAAGAAAUUCCAGAAACAGAAAUAUCUCUCCACUCCAGACAGAUUGGACCUGGCUCAGUCUUUGGGACUCACACAGCUCCAGGUGAAGACAUGGUACCAGAACAGACGCAUGAAAUGGAAGAAAAUGGUGCUAAAAGGAGGACACGAGGCUCCGACCAAGCCCAAAGGCCGACCUAAGAAGAACUCCAUCCCAACUACAGAGGAGAUCGAAGCCCAGGAACGGCUGGCGGCCAAACUAGCAGAGGAGCAGAGGCUACGAGCCGAAGAGGAAGAGGAGGUCUUCCAAUCUCAACCUCAAGAUCUCAGUACAUCCGCUACAUCCGAGUCCAUCUGUCCAGAAACUCCAGCGCAAGAACAGGCCCCUCCAUCUCCGUCAGAAGCAAUGACAACCAGCUAAAUGCAGAUGCAUAACCAAAGACAGCUACUGAAAGACUUUGAUGCUCUCUGGACUUGAGCAGAUGAACGGCUUCCCAAGCCUGAUUCUGAGCUGACAGUGGCCCUAAAAAAGUAUGGCGGUACUUUAGACACACGAAAAUGUGUGAAUGUCAUUGCAAAACAACAAAACAUCAAACUAAGUGGCUUCUAUAUCCAACACAGACAGAAUAAGCACACUUCCCAAGUGAAACAUUUCACAAAACUAAGCUUUUAGGUGUUAAAUGAUAAAACGUGUUCUGGUUGUCAAAGUGUGGAUCAUGUUCAUACCCAGUUUCCAAAAAAUAAGUUUUAAGAAUGUUUUGCUAAUAUUCCCAUUAGGUUCUAAAAACAUUUCCUCAAUGUUCUCUAACUGUUCAAAUCAUCUCUCUUUUUUAAAAAAAUGUUUUAAAAACGUCAUUCCAUUUUAUCAUUUUGCAAACAUUACAGAACCGUUACUUUUGAAUGUUCUCUGAACAUUCUGAAAGAAGUAGUGACAUUUAAAAAAAUGUUAGACGAACGUCCAAUUACAACGUUUCAGAAAAAAAAUGUUCCAUUAAUGAUGUAUAGAUAACGUUUUGGGAACUUUCUUAAAGGGACAGCUCACCCCAAAAUUUAAAUUCUGUGGUCAUUUACUCACCAUCAUGUUGUUCCAAACAUAUUUUAGUUUUUGCCUGCUGCUGAACACGAAAGAAGAUAUUUUAAGUAUAGUGCUGAUAGUGCUGAUAACCAAAUCAUUUCUGGUCUCCACUGACUUCCGUAGUAUUUUUUUCCCCUUCAUAAUAUGAAAGUCAAUAGGAUCCAGCAACUGUUUGGUUACCCAUUUCUUUAAAAUAUCUUUUUUUUUUUAUGUUCAACAGAAAAAAAAAAAAAAGUAUCUCAUACAAGUUUGGGAAGAAAUUGAGGGUGAGUAAAUGAUGACAUUAUUUUUAUUUUCUUCAUAAAAUCAUACAUCCACUAAAAAUCACACUGAGCCCGUUUGUUUGCAGAUUUUGUUAUUGAAUGCAAUGACAUGCAGGCAUUUUAUAGUAUGCCUAAGUGUCCAAUUACUUUCCACUAUAUAUGGCGUUGCAGUGAUCAACAUUGUAACAUUGCUUUAAAUGUUUCUGUCAUACAGCUGCCUCUCUGAAAUGUAUUUUAUAAAAUUUUAAAGCCAUUAAUAUGCUGCCAGAUAUGGCGACAUAUAAAACUGAAUCACACAGACUGACUUUCUUGCACCAGUGCAGCACAUUCUAUUUGGACAAGCAGUAAGUGUUUAUUUUUUUUUCUAGGUAUGUUCCUCUGUUUCCCUGUAAAUAUUACUUGUUUAAUUGCGCCUGUAGUUUACGGUGCACCUGUGUACCGUAGCUUGGGAUUCUGUGCCAAAACACAUAUAUCUGAGAAGCUAAAGUGCCCUUUGAGGUUUUUUUUUCUUUUUUUACAUAUCCAUGAAGCUGCUGCCAUUAAAAGUUAAUAGGACGGGUUAGUAUGAAUACCAGUGUAAACACGUACAGAGUUCUGGAUUUCGCAUGAGAAAAUGUUGCUCUUUUUAAAGCAGGAUUGUCCAGUUUGGGUAAAGAUUAGCUUUAUCCAUUUAACAUCUCAAUGGAUAAAGAAUCUGUCAGCUUAGUAGAGAAAAAGAACAUAAAUUCUGAGAAAACAUUAAAGGUAGUAUUGAUUUAAGUAAACCUUCCAAAGUGCCCACUCUGCCAUACGACAAUGUAUUUUCACUGUUCCUGUUUGCAGAGAAAAAUGGUUUCUUUUGUUCAUUUUAUGCGUGGCAUGCUUCGACUUCAUUGUAUUUCAACCGAAUCCUUUCUUCAAAUCACUUUUUGUGUGUGUAUAACCUUUGCACGGCCAUUUAGUACUAUUCUUUGAGGUCGAAACACAUGAUAUAUGAACUCCCAGAUGGAUCAUGCUAGCUAUUGUAUGUUUCGUCCCAUUUCAUUCCCUUUGAAUGAAAAAACGUUGAACCCUUUUCCCCCACCCUGGUGUGGCGCAGUAUGACACCACUAAGUGCAGGCUGGUUUUAUUACUGUAAGAAAAACCACUUAAUCUGUCAGGGACGCAAAGCAAUUAAUAAAUCAAACUCACACUAGUAAAACCUGCAAAAAAAAAAAAAAAAAACUGCCAAAAAAAACGAAAAUCUGCGGGACAUGUCAAAGCCUGCGGGAGCUCUGCACAUGCCUACAACUGACUGACGGCCCACAAAUACAUCAUCACAGUCUCCUCUAUCCUGCAUGUCAUAAGCUCUGUUUCCAACCGUUGUUGCCUUUUGCAAAGAUUUUAUUCGUAUAGCUGUUUUUUUUUUUUUUCCCUGUGUUCGGCUAAAAACAAAUAUUGAAAAUAUAUUCCUUCUUUGAUAUAAAAAAACACUAUUUUUCUGGUGUACAUACUGAAUUUUAUUGGGUGAGUAGUUAUUUUGUAUUUUUUUUGUUUUGUUUUGGAGGAUAAGACUAUAUAGAUAUUUGACGAGAAUCCCUUUUUCACCCAAAUGUUCUGUAAUUUUUAUUGUAUGUGUGUGUGUUUGCAUAUUUAAUAACAUUUAAUAAAGAUACCAUUAAUUUU